Molecule: messenger RNA, 2691 nt
Organism: Priapulus caudatus
Lineage: Eukaryota; Metazoa; Priapulida; Priapulimorpha; Priapulimorphida; Priapulidae
Product: ATP-binding cassette sub-family F member 1-like
Exons: 17
Coding region: 211-2088 (625 amino acids)
Molecular function (GO): ATP binding; ATP hydrolysis activity
Source: RefSeq, a predicted model, not a curated record
GAAAGAUAUAAGAAGUUAGAGCAUCCUAUCCAAGUGGUCGCUGCUGAACGCACAUGUCGGAAGCUUGCGAAAUCGCAAUGUAAACGCCGUUUAAACCAGCUUGUCCUGAAGUGGAGUAAAAUCUAUGCCUUAUUUAUAAAUAUCAGUGACAGUAGGUCAAGUACAAAGUUUUUAUUUAUAUUUAUCAAAUUAUUGUCGAACAACAACACUAUGCCUAAGAAAACUAAAGCGAAAGAUAAGGGGCAGGUGAGCAAAAAACCGACAAGUUCCCCCGAUCGGUCCACAGAAAAGAUGAAGGAGCUAGACUUGGACGAUGUUGAAGGAGAAGAAGACGACAUGGAAUUCGACGAAGAUGGCAAUUUGAUAGAAAACAACGAGAACAACGAACCGAUCACGAAAGAUGAUGAUGUAAAAGAAGAUGCAGCACCGAAGCUCAGUCGAAAAGACAAGAAAAAGCUACAAAAGCAGUUGGAAUUCAAUCGUCAGAUGGAAUCACUCACCACCAGUAGUGCUACUGACCAGUUCUCUGUAUCGGUAGCUGAGAAAGCAGUAUCAAAACAGCAGCAAGAAGCUGUUGACAUCAAGAUAGAAAACUUUUCCAUAGCUGCAAGAGGAAAGGAGCUUUUUGUGAAUGCUACUUUGAAUAUCACAAAAGGUAGAAGAUAUGGCUUUGUAGGCCCAAAUGGACAUGGAAAGACAACAUUGCUAGUUCAUAUAGCAAAACGAAUUUUACAGAUACCAGCUAAUAUUGACGUGUUGCUAUGUGAACAAGAGGUUGUGUACGAGGAACUUGACGCCAUUGGUGCGAAUUCCGCCGAGGCGCGCGCACGUCGCAUCCUCUCUGGUCUGCAGUUCACGCCCGAGAUGCAAGAACGGCCGACGAACCACUUCUCCGGAGGCUGGCGCAUGCGUGUGUCGCUCGCGCGCGCUCUCUUUAUCGAACCCACGCUGUUGCUACUCGAUGAACCGACCAAUCACCUCGACCUGAACGCCGUAAUCUGGCUAGACAAUUACUUGCAACAGUGGAAGAAAACGUUAUUAAUAGUAUCUCACGACCAAAGCUUCUUGGACAAUGUGUGCAAUGACAUCAUUCACUUGGACCAGCAGAAGCUCUUCUAUUACAGAGGAAACUACACUCAGUUUAAGAAAAUGUUAACACAGAAGAGGAAGGAACAGCAAAAGGAUUAUGAAAAGCAGGAACGGCGAAUCAAAGAAUUGAAAAGUUCCGGGAAGUCGGGUAAAGUCGCGGAGAAGGUGACGAAGCAGGCACUGACGAGGAAGCAGGAGAAGGGCAGGACCAAGCAGCAGAAGGAGCAGACGGAGGAUGUGGGUCCGACGCAGCUGCUCGCGAGGCCCCGCGAGUACGUCGUGCGAUUCCGUUUCCCGCAGCCACCUCCCCUGCAGCCUCCCAUCAUCGGCCUGCACGAUGUUUCGUUUGGUUAUCCAGGCCAGCCGAAAUUAUUUUUGAAUUUAGAAUUUGGCGUGGAUAUGUCAUCAAGAUUGGCCAUCGUUGGACCCAACGGUGUCGGGAAGAGCACAUUGCUGCACCUACUCACAGGAGUGUUGACACCGACAAAAGGUGAAUUGAGGAAAAAUCACAGGCUGAACAUCGGAAAGUUUGACCAGCAUUCCGGUGAACAUCUAACUCUGGAUGAAUCACCCGUCGAGUAUCUCAGGCGUCUAUUCAACCUAGACUACCAGGAGGCACGCAAAAUCCUGGGUAGCCAAGGGCUGUCAAGCCACGCUCACACGAUCAAGAACAGGGAUUUGUCUGGCGGCCAAAAAGCAAGAGUUGCUCUCGCUGAGCUGGCACUAAAAGCACCUGAUGUACUUAUUCUGGAUGAGCCCACAAAUAAUCUUGAUAUAGAAUCUAUCGAUGCUCUGGCAGAAGCGAUAAACAACUUUAAAGGAGGUGUUAUCAUCGUUACCCAUGACGAGCGUUUCAUCAGAGAUACCAGCUGUCAGCUGCAGAUUGUAGAGGGUCAAAGCGUAGAGGAGAUUGAUGGCGAAUUUGACGACUACAGAAGAGAAAUCCUCGAAACCCUAGGCGAGACCGUGAUGGGUCUUGCAGCAGCUAGCAAGCAGUGAUUGUUGUGGCAAGUCAUUCCUUUAAUUUUACAUAGGUAACGCGCGGUAGAAAUUCCCAGCGAAGGGGACGAUUUGAGGCAAUGAUGUGUGCAGGCUUGCAUUUCGCGCUGCAAUACACUGGAGAAACUUAUCUAUGUUGGCAUUUACGAAAACGUUAGACAUAGUGCAUGAUGUUUGGAAUGGCAACUAUUGUUUGUGUAUGUAACUGAUCACAAAGUUCGAUUGUUAACACGCUGGAGCAUAGUUGGUGUAAGUAAUGGAGGCAUAGGAGCAGGAGGCAGGGUGUGCAUGUAAUUAAGUAAUGAUGGUGUGGUGUUAUACCUUAAUUGCUUUUGAAAUCAUAUUCCAAGUCUAUUGUUAAGUUUAAUUAACAACCAUUUGGGGGGCAAGCCAUUAGAAAAAUAUACUUAUUUCUCGUGGUUCUAUCCUAGGCUAGACAUACAACUUUAGAGUGAAUAUAAUUGCAAGUUUAAUUGCAAACUACAUUUAAUAACUCAAUGAAUUUCUAAAGUUAAACCACCUUUAAAUGAGUCACGUGAGUGAACUGGAAGUAUGUUAUGCUGAUUGUAAACCUGAAUAAAACAACAUAUCCGUUUACAGUUA